Euleptes europaea (tarantolino) is the source of this 1311-nucleotide messenger RNA. RefSeq lists its product as uncharacterized. Gene Ontology annotation, biological process: deoxyribonucleotide biosynthetic process. Lineage: Eukaryota; Metazoa; Chordata; Lepidosauria; Squamata; Sphaerodactylidae. Bases 1 to 1311 code for a protein of 436 amino acids. Gene Ontology annotation, cellular component: cytosol. The transcript has a single exon. Gene Ontology annotation, molecular function: ribonucleoside-diphosphate reductase activity, thioredoxin disulfide as acceptor. The record is from RefSeq and is a predicted model, not a curated record.
AUGGCUUUUAUUCACAGCGGCUCAGAAGAAUGCACGAAAUCCGAACUAGACCUGUUCCAAAUAGCCCCUACUCAAACUAGCAUUGAGAGAUGCCUAUAUAUCGAAGUCCCACCCCUGGCGGCCUUAUCAGAAACAGCACCGCUGGACUUUUUCAUCGCUGGAAAUGGUGAAGAUUACAUGGAUUUAAAUAACACCCUACUUUAUCUGUGCUGCAAAAUUGUGAAAGAAGAUGGGACAAACUUGGACAGAGAUGCACGGGUAAGUCUGGUGAACUACCCAAUAGCGUCCAUCUUUAGUCAGCUGGAUGUGACACUGGGAGACCGCCUCAUCAGUCAGAGUAGCAACUGCUAUCCUUACAGGGCAUUUAUAGAAUCGGUCCUCAAUUAUAGCAAUGACACGCUAGCCACACAGUUCUCUGCAGGCCUGUUUUACAAAGACACGCCUGGAGGACAUGAGUCAACAGACGUGCCUGGAAAUAAUGAAGGGUUUAUUAAAAGAGCCACCUUCACAGCCGAAAGCCGAAAAAUAGAUUUGCUGGGACGCCUUCACAGCGACCUAUUUUUUCAAGAAAAGCUGCUGCUAAAUGGAGUUGAUGUUAAGAUUAAACUGACACGUAGCAAAGAUGCCUUUUGCCUCAUGACAGAUGGUCCGAACAGGGGUUGCAAAGUACAAAUCGUGGCAGCCUCCCUUUUUGUAAAGAAAGUAAGAGUAGCCCCUGGUGUCCGUUUAGGCCACGCAGAGGCGCUCUUUACAGCUAAUGCCAAAUACCCUGUGGAUCGCGUUGGCAUGAAGGUGUUUAGCAUCCCUGCUGGAAGCCGUGUCAGCAACCAGGAGAAUUUGUUUUUGGGACAAUUGCCCAAGCUGUUAGUUAUUGGACUGGUGGAUAACGAUGCCUUCAGCGGGGCCCAUAAUAAAAAUCCAUUUAACUUUAAACACUACGACAUCAAUUUUGUGGCUCUCUACAUGGAUGGCGAACAGGUACCUGCUAAGCCUCUGCAACCGGACUUUGCAUCGGGAAACUGCGUGAGGGAAUACAUGCAUCUCGUUCAGGCAGCUGGUAAACAUAUGAAAGACAGAUCUUUGUUAGUUAACCGUGAGGAGUUUGCCCAGGGCUACACGCUGCUUGCUUUUGACCUUUCACCAGAUCAGGAAUGUGCAGACCACUAUUCCUUGAUUAAAACAGGGAACCUGCGGGCUGAAGUACGCUUUGCUAGAGCAUUGCCGCACACCGUCAACAUGAUUGUCUAUGGUGUUUUUGACAACGUUAUAGAGAUAAACCAUAGGCGAAAUGUUUUAUUUGACUAUAUGUAA